Ostrinia furnacalis (Asian corn borer) is the source of this 1442-nucleotide messenger RNA. RefSeq names its product tubulin beta chain. Gene Ontology annotation, biological process: microtubule-based process. The record is from RefSeq and is a predicted model, not a curated record. The transcript has 3 exons. Gene Ontology annotation, cellular component: microtubule. Lineage: Eukaryota; Metazoa; Arthropoda; Insecta; Lepidoptera; Crambidae. Gene Ontology annotation, molecular function: GTP binding; GTPase activity; structural constituent of cytoskeleton. Bases 99 to 1442 code for a protein of 447 amino acids.
UUCGGCUCAUUUGUUUUAAGUCUGCUUGUCUAGAAGGUCGAGAUAUCGGUCGGUGAUUUGUAUUUGAAAUAGAAAUAAAUAAUUAGUAAAGCGUAAAUAUGAGGGAAAUAGUGCAUAUUCAGGCUGGUCAAUGCGGCAACCAGAUUGGUGCUAAGUUCUGGGAAGUGAUAUCAGACGAGCAUGGCAUCGAUCCCACUGGCACCUACCACGGAGACUCCGAUCUGCAGCUGGAGAGGAUCAACGUGUACUACAACGAGGCCACGGGCGGCAAGUACGUCCCCCGAGCCAUCCUGGUGGACCUGGAGCCCGGCACCAUGGACUCCGUGCGAUCAGGGCCCUUCGGACAGAUCUUCAGGCCCGACAACUUCGUCUUCGGCCAGUCUGGAGCUGGAAACAACUGGGCCAAAGGCCACUACACCGAAGGCGCGGAGCUGGUAGACUCCGUUCUGGACGUCGUCAGGAAAGAAGCAGAAGGCUGCGACUGUCUCCAGGGCUUCCAAUUGACACACUCGCUCGGCGGUGGUACCGGUGCUGGUUUGGGAACGCUCUUAAUCUCGAAGAUCCGGGAAGAAUACCCUGACCGCAUCAUGAACACUUUCAGCGUCGUCCCAUCCCCAAAAGUGUCUGACACUGUUGUCGAGCCCUACAACGCUACCUUAUCCGUGCACCAGCUGGUAGAAAACACUGACGAAUCAUACUGCAUUGACAACGAGGCGCUUUACGAUAUCUGCUUCCGAACACUAAAGCUGACCACACCGACCUACGGCGAUCUGAACCAUCUCGUCUCCGCUACGAUGUCUGGUGUCACCACUUGCCUCCGAUUCCCUGGUCAACUGAACGCGGAUUUGAGGAAACUGGCUGUCAAUAUGGUGCCGUUCCCUCGUCUGCAUUUCUUCAUUCCUGGAUUCGCGCCCUUGACAUCUCGCGGCAGUCAACAGUACCGCGCGCUGACAGUUCCCGAGUUGACGCAGCAGAUGUUUGAUGCGAAGAACAUGAUGGCUGCAUGUGACCCUCGCCAUGGCAGAUAUCUGACCGUGGCAGCCGUAUUCAGAGGCAGGAUGUCCAUGAAGGAGGUCGAUGAGCAGAUGAUGAAUAUCCAGAACAAGAACUCGUCGUACUUUGUGGAAUGGAUUCCGAAUAACGUAAAGACUGCCGUGUGUGACAUCCCACCGCGAGGCUUGAAGAUGUCUGCUACCUUCAUUGGGAACUCGACGGCUAUACAAGAGUUGUUCAAGCGUAUUUCUGAGCAGUUCACUGCUAUGUUUAGACGCAAGGCCUUCUUGCAUUGGUACACUGGCGAGGGUAUGGACGAGAUGGAAUUCACAGAAGCCGAGAGUAACAUGAACGACCUGGUGUCUGAGUACCAGCAGUACCAGGAUGCCACUGCCGAGGAGGAGGGCGAGUUCGACGAGGAAGAAGAGGGUGGUGAUGAAGGAGACUAG